Canariomyces notabilis is the source of this 1135-nucleotide messenger RNA. RefSeq lists its product as uncharacterized. NCBI's taxonomy places the organism in Eukaryota, Fungi, Ascomycota, Sordariomycetes, Sordariales, Chaetomiaceae. Bases 18 to 821 code for a protein of 267 amino acids. The transcript has 2 exons. The record is from RefSeq and is a predicted model, not a curated record.
CUGCGUUUGACAUCCGAAUGCUAAGGCAAGCCCCGAACGCUUCUCGAAGGCGGACGCGAAGGCAGACGCGAAGACGGACGCGAGCCCUGGCGCGCUCUCAAAAUCUAUCGGCUGACUCUCAGUGGUAUCACUACAGCUGUUUGCACCCUCACCCUCGCUUCCAAGCGGGGCGCGCUCCGGGAGCGCCUGUUCGAAGGAACACCCCAGGGGCAAACACGGGGGCGCUGGUCGGUGCGAUGAACGGAGAAUCGUGCCUCCCAUCGCGGGAGAGUGCAGCUGCCACGAACAGAAGAUCAAGUCUACAGGCGCCAGCUACGGAGAAUGGCGAGCUGAGUCUACAGGCAGACUCGGGCCUCGCCGCCUGCUUUCAGCAGUUCGUCGACAUCGAUUUGGCGGGAACCGCGGGCUCGGAUCUACCGUGGAACGGCUCUCUCUGUUUCAGCACCGGGUUGCCCGGCACCGUACGCUUGGAUGCCGGAGUGCCGGACCGCACUCAGCUCGCCCGACGUGACCACGAAGGCACGCCGGCUGCUGUGGGGCACCGCACAUCGAGCCUGCAAGCACACCCGGGAGCGCCGGUCGCUACCACAUGGAACGGAGAAUGGAGCCACCCACCACGCAUGAGCGCGCCAACCACUGCGCAGGACGCUGGGUGGGGCGUCCGAUAUCCCCAUGUUUUCUCUCUCACCUUAGUGUCGGCAGGAUGCUAUCGACCAUCCUACAGAUGCCUACAGCCUACAGCGAACCAAAUGAGUUGCCUGCCUGUCAGUGGGAUCGUCCUCAACCUAAUCUUCGACUACUGGGAAUGGACCAAGGUAUAACGGAGCAUGACAUCUCAGAGUACGGCGGGCAUUGCUACGAGAAAGGACUGGUAUACUGAAAGAGUGGUCGGCCCAUAUGUUUUAGUUAAGAUAGUGUAGAGUAGCUCGGAGUACGAUGUGGCCCUAAUGAGCGGCGUAGCGAGCGGAAUCUGCCCAGUGUCAGAAAUGUCAACGGACCGAAACUGAAAAGUGGAGACGCGGUCCAAAUGGUCCAAGAACACUUUGCAAUGCUUGUGGACUUGUAUACGCACGACUCGUCCAGGAUGCGAAUGUGGAGGGCGAAUACCGAGCUCCGGAACGCUCAUGAACUGGAG